This is a messenger RNA of Kwoniella mangroviensis CBS 8507, 987 nucleotides long. RefSeq lists its product as uncharacterized. The record is from RefSeq and is a predicted model, not a curated record. The transcript has 3 exons. The coding region runs from base 1 to 987 and encodes 328 amino acids. NCBI's taxonomy places the organism in Eukaryota, Fungi, Basidiomycota, Tremellomycetes, Tremellales, Cryptococcaceae.
AUGUUAUGGGCACCAUCUAGAUACUUGUUGGACGCUGUACAUCUCUUACAACUGCCACCAUUUUGGAAGAAGAAUCUACAAACACACGAAGUUACAAUCAUGGUGAACAUACUUAAAUCAACAUGUUCGGCAUACAUAUACACAUCAAUGAUGUUUGCGUUAUUAACAUUGGCAAGACCCGCAGUUGCAGCGACAUUAGCAAACCGCUCCAAGGAUUAUGAGUGGCUUCAAGACAAGAAGGCAGUGGCGGAGAGAUACGCAGAAACCGCGAACAAACCCUAUGCAAUAGUCCACCACAUCAACGAUGAAGGGGUCACCACUCCAGUGACGCUCUUGAACGGUCCUUGGCUACAGAGCAUAGUAAAUGGAGAAGACAAGAAUGCGUCGAACAUAACAGCUAGGGGAGCGCAAGGAAGAUUCGAUUUAUCGAAUGCUGUCAUUGUUUUCCCAGAAGGUUCAAAUGGUACUUUAGCAAAACGGGAUGACUGGAAAUUCGAUCAGUCACUCAACAUACUAGGGCUACAGUUGGCAUACAACGCUUUCGACACAUGGUUAGGUAGCGGUACAGGCUCUGCAUCAAGGACUGAUUCAGAGAACAAACGGAAACGGACAACAUGGUACAUGUACUACACUAUGCAAGUGGCCAACGAAUACGACAAUCAAUGGCCCAGCACCACAGACGUACAAGGCGUUUUUUGGGAAAUGAUGGUAUUUCAAGAUAAGAACAACCUCAAGAAUUAUGCUGUGUCAGCAGUACAAGGGCAAGCACAUUCUUUCGAAUUCGAUACGGGCAGAGUAGUAGUAGACACUCCGUUCUGCCUUUGGCCUAGCGGAGGAAGCUGCAAUACCCCUGGUUACCCUUGGGCUAUAGGUUCAGACUUAAGAAUUGAUACAACCCACGAUGACGGGAAGCAACGAAUAUGCUACGGCCAACCAUUGUUUGAUAAAGAUAAAGGAGAACUCGCUUAUGAAGAGAUCAACUAUUAA